GUAGGUCAGGCUGCACGCCGCCGGCUGCCAUGGCGAAUGUGUCCGAGCGGACGUUUCAGGUGUCUGUGCUGGUGGCCUUCGCGUCUGGCGUGCUCGUGGGCUGGCAGGCGAACCGGCUGCGGAGGCGCUACCUGGACUGGAGGAAGCGGAGGCUGCAGGACAAGCUGGCGGUGACUCAGAAGAAGCUGGACUUGGCCUGACCCCCGCGCUGUCGGCCCCCGCGCGCCCACCUCGCCUUGCACUUGCAGGGGCUCCGACCCGUGACCCACGGUCUCCUGACACUCGCCUGCAGCGCCUCGCCCGUUUUGGAGAGUCGGUGAGCAUUUCUUUCGCAGUUUGUCGAAGAUGGAUACAGAACACUGGACAGAUCUAAUUUCUCCUUGCACUUUAUGAAGUCAAUUUUAUUUUCAAAAUAAAAAAAAUAUUUAAACCUC
This is a messenger RNA of Hyaena hyaena (striped hyena), 434 nucleotides long. It is a transcript of the gene MTLN, whose product is annotated as mitoregulin. Gene Ontology annotation, cellular component: mitochondrial inner membrane. Gene Ontology annotation, biological process: positive regulation of mitochondrial membrane potential. The record is from RefSeq and is a predicted model, not a curated record. The coding region runs from base 30 to 200 and encodes 56 amino acids. The transcript is spliced from 2 exons. Lineage: Eukaryota; Metazoa; Chordata; Mammalia; Carnivora; Hyaenidae.